CAUGCAAUUACUGAACUAUAACAACCAUCUAUAUUAUUUUGCGUGUGCACAUCCCAUUCCCAGUUCAAACUAUCGUUAUGCAGCAGUGCGUGUAAAUCGAUGGAAGCUUAAAAUAACAAUUUACUUUUUCGAGGAUCCAUUACAUUUUAAUUUUUGCUCCACCCACCCUCCGGGACUUGUCAAGCGCAUGUAUAUUCCCGUGAUAAAUCAUUGUUCAACCAUUGUUCAUCAGUAUUACACAUCCAUCAGAUCCAUCAGGAUUCGAAGCCAUGACGACUAGUGGUUUGUGAGUUUUGACCUGUUCUCCGAGCUGAGGGAUUAUCGUGCAGAGGUUUUGUUGCCUGAUUAGGCAACAUCAUCAGUACGGCUUCAGGGGCCUGGUUCGCAGUGCCUCGUAAGCGGCUUCAAUGUCCAAGUGCUUAUUGAUC
Molecule: messenger RNA, 428 nt
Organism: Dicrocoelium dendriticum
Lineage: Eukaryota; Metazoa; Platyhelminthes; Trematoda; Plagiorchiida; Dicrocoeliidae
Source: the annotation of a GenBank genome assembly